This is a messenger RNA of Heterostelium album PN500, 1989 nucleotides long. It is a transcript of the gene shkB, whose product is annotated as SH2 domain-containing protein. The record is from RefSeq and is a predicted model, not a curated record. The coding region runs from base 1 to 1989 and encodes 662 amino acids. The transcript is spliced from 2 exons. Gene Ontology annotation, molecular function: ATP binding; protein kinase activity. NCBI's taxonomy places the organism in Eukaryota, Evosea, Eumycetozoa, Acytosteliales, Acytosteliaceae. Gene Ontology annotation, biological process: protein phosphorylation.
AUGAGUAGCACCAAUUCAAUUGAUAAACUCGAAAAGUCAAUUUUAGCAGCACAAGAAGAGAUCAAGGCAUUGGAAUCAAGACAAGCAUCAACCGAUGUCGAAAUCAAUAGCCUUAUCGAGUUGGCCAUCUCUCACAGAUCGUCACCUGUCAACAAAGAACGUUUAAAUUCAUUAUUUACUUCAUCCGUAAGCUCAAAUCAAUCAAUCAAUCAAUCAAUUCAAGAUUUAAGAGCGAAAGCAUCAAAGAUUCAAUCGGUUAUAUCGUUGAAACAAGAGUUGGUAAAUUGUUUGAUAAAUACAGAGCAACACGAUCGUGCACAGGACAUAUGGAAUCAGUUGAGAGAGAGUUCCUUCAAGCUUUCACCCAACGGUUCAAAGGAUGUCAAUACUACUUCGGUCACUGUUGCCUCGGAUGCAGUAGUGCAGUCGAAUUCACCAGAUACUUCGUCGAUCACUAGCAGCGCAGCGAGCGGAUUGGAAGAUCUCUCGAUCAAGGAGGAGGAGAAGGAAAUCACAAAAUGGGAAAUCGACAAACAGGACAUCAUUAUCAAUCGUGAUGCCAAGAUCGGUGCCGGUGCAUUCGGUUCGGUCUUCAAGGGAUCGGUGCGUGGCAAGGAAGUAGCCAUCAAGAAACUUACACAGCAGUUCUACGAUGAAACUGUGCUCAAUGAGUUCCGUAAGGAGGUCUGUCUCAUGACCAAGUUGCGUAAUCCUCAUUUGCUGCUUUUCAUGGGUGCCUGCACCACCCAAGGAAACUUGAGUAUCGUCACAGAGCUCAUGCCCAAGGGUUCGGUACACGCGCUCCUCAAAUGUAAAGAGGACAGUGCAGACUUUAUAGAUUUUAAACGUGCCAUUCUCAUUGCAAGAGACACAUCGCUUGGAAUGAACUGGCUGCAUCUCUCGUCGCCACCCAUUCUGCAUCUCGACCUCAAGCCAGCCAAUCUUUUGGUAGACAACAACUGGGUUGUCAAGGUUGCCGAUUUCGGUUUGAGUAAGAUCAAGAAGGAAGGUAAAUCAUCGGGACAAGCCGGUUCACCUCUAUAUAUGUCACCAGAGAUGCUGCUAAACAGAGAGUACGACGAGAAGAGUGAUGUCUACUCAUUCUCGAUGUUGCUAUGGGAGAUGCUCACAAAGUUGGAGCCAUACAACGGAUUCUACAAAAACUACAACGAUUUGGUCGAUGGUGUCACCAACAAGAAGAAUCGUCCAACACUCAACGAAAACUGGGGACCACGUUUGAAGGAUCUGCUGAUUCGUUGUUGGGACCACCUCCCAAAUCGUCGUCCUUCUUUCGAGGACAUCACUCGUCAGAAGCUUUUGGAUCAUAUUUUGAUUGAGGGUGUACUGAGCGAUGGAAACGCCCGUCAGUUCUGGACACACAACUUCCUUGGACGUGAGGAGAUCACUUGGAAUCAAUUUUACACAUCGUUCUGCACAUCAUUUGGUGUCGACAUGAAGUCGAAUCCACAGGACUGCCUAAAGAUCAAGUGUUUGAAGUUGCUGUUGGUUUCGAUCGAUUCAGAGUCAGUAAAGAUUGAAGAUUUUGGAAGAUUUUUAGGAUGGUUCGGACCAUUGAACUCUGGUAACGAAGUUUUGGAGCGUGUUUUGUCGGUGUGCUCACUCAAAGGUUUCUUGGGUGAGACUUCAUCAAAGAACGUUAUUCAGUUCCUCGCCAACAAGAAGUCCGGUACCUACAUCGUUCGUUUCAGUAGUACCGAUCCAGGUUGUUACGCACUCUCCUACGUUUCAAAGAAUAAGGAUAUAGCACAUGCCAAGAUCAUCCAUAAGCCAGGACACGGUUACAUUCAUAUGGGUGGAUCCACUCACUAUCCAUCAUUGGAUGAACUCAUAAAGAACACCGGUAAGCUUCUUGGACUCAAAGAUCCAUUCGAAGGUGGUCAGUUCUAUGCUUUAAUUUAUGCAUCAAAGAAUCCACAAACCAACCAUCCACCAGCAUAUGUAGCUGUUGCUCCAUCUCGUAAAGUUUAA